UUUCUCCUUUAUUCGAUCUUGGAGAAAUAAGUGUUUCGGAGGCAGUGAAACGUUUUGCGGAUUUAUAGAGAAGAAAAUCAGUUUGUGCAAUAGGACAGACAGCUUAAUUUCUGCUAAAUGGGUGAUUACGGAUUCGCCUUACAGUCGGCACUGCUCACCAGUAGCGGCAGCAAUAAUAAUUUCUCCCUCCCGACGUUACCUUCGUCCAAACACCGCAACAGCCCGACGAAUAUGAUGUAUGAUAUCCUCAAUAAUAACUCGUGUCUGUUUUCCCCCCUUUCAGCUCAGCAAACCAUGCAGGAUGAUUUACUGAUGGACAAAAGCAAAGCUCAGCCUCACCAGCAGCAAGAUCCAACAAACAUUGAUCCUCCUCCUACCCCGAGCCCUUCAUCGGAUCUCCCAGUCUCGGAGGACAGCCCGAGUGUGACCAGCCAAGCACCUUCGAUACAGAGUAACAAAGAGAAAGUAGCGAUGGAGUCGCCGAUCCUGCCGGGUUUGAGUUUUCAUCAGCCACAGGAGACCGGCGGAACCUCGUUGUCUCCAUCAUUCGGUAGCACUUGGUCUUCCGGAACCACGAAUGCGGUAGAAGAUAGUUUUUUUCAAGGAAUACCUUCGGUUAACGGGACGAUGCUUUUCCAAAACUUCCCCCACCAUGUCAACCCGGUUUUCGGAGGCAAUUUCUCACCUCAGAUUGGCUUGGCACAGUCUCAACAGCAACAAGCACAGCAGCAGCAGCAGCAGCAGCAGCAACAGAGGAGGUCUCCUGUAAGCCCAAACCAAGCCCCCUUCCCUCAAAGAAAUGCGUACAACCACCAGUCCGUCAUGAACAGCAAGGUCUCCUCGUCCUCUUCAUCCGCUUGGAAUAAUCACCAGAACGCUGUUUGGAGCACAGCCUCGAAUCCCUGGAGCGGGCUCCAGGCAGGCAGAGACCCGCGGAGAGCGGUAGGCGUCGGGGUUGGGGUGGGCGUAGCAGUCGGGGUUCCCUCUCCUCUCAAUCCCAUCUCUCCGAUGAAAAAGCCCUAUCCCAGUAAUGUCAUCGCACCACCGAAAUUUCCGAGAGCCGGUCCCCUUACACCAAAACCCUGGAUGGAGGAUAACGCCUUCAGAACAGACAACAGCAACAAUAUAUUACCUUUUCAGGACCGGAAUCGGCCCUUUGAUCCAUUUAGCUUGCAAACUUUGGAGAAUUCCUUAAUGGAUAUGAUAAGGACUGACCACGACAAAGGACGCAUGGGCUUGAACUUUAACCACCCAGCAGCUGAACACAUAAUGCCACUGACCAGGAGCUUUGGUCGCAGAAGAGGUCGCUCGUCACUGUUUCCUUUUGAGGAUGGUUUUCUGGACGAUGCCCACGGGGACCAGUCCCUGACCCCAGGCCUGAACUCACCCACUCGCUGUCAGAAUGGAGAGAGAAUGGAGCGCUACUCCAGGAAGGUCUUUGUUGGUGGCCUGCCUCCAGACAUUGAUGAAGAUGAGAUCACUAACAGUUUCCGUCGCUAUGGGCACCUGGUGGUAGACUGGCCCCACAAAGCAGAGAGCAAGUCCUAUUUUCCUCCUAAAGGUUAUGCCUUUCUGCUGUUCCAGGAGGAGAGCUCUGUGCAGGCCCUCAUUGAUGCUUGUAUCGAGGAAGAUGGAAAGCUGUACUUGUGUGUCUCCAGCCCCACCAUCAAAGAUAAACCAGUCCAAAUCCGCCCGUGGAAUCUAAGUGACAGUGACUUUGUGAUGGAUGGAUCUCAGCCUCUGGACCCACGCAAGACCAUCUUUGUGGGAGGGGUCCCACGACCUCUGCGUGCAGUGGAGCUGGCCAUGAUCAUGGACAGGCUGUAUGGGGGUGUGUGCUAUGCUGGCAUUGACACUGAUCCUGAGCUGAAAUACCCCAAGGGGGCGGGCCGAGUAGCCUUCUCCAAUCAGCAGAGCUACAUCGCUGCUAUCAGCGCUCGAUUUGUCCAGCUGCAACACAACGACAUUGACAAACGGGUGGAGGUGAAGCCCUACGUGCUGGACGAUCAGAUGUGUGACGAGUGCCAGGGGGCACGCUGUGGGGGCAAGUUCGCGCCCUUCUUCUGUGCCAACGUCACCUGCCUGCAGUACUACUGCGAGUACUGCUGGGCCAGCAUCCACUCGCGCGCCGGGCGCGAAUUCCACAAACCGCUGGUUAAGGAGGGAGGGGACCGCCCUCGCCACGUCUCCUUCCGCUGGAGCUGAUGGGGGGAGGCGGGCUCACCCCACCCCUGUCCCACCCACGACUGAGCCUCUCCUCCAUCCCAGUCAACCAACCAACCACCACCACAGUCACGACAACAAGGAACGACUAUAAUGGAAGAUAACAUGGGUCGUCUUAUUAUUUUUUAAUUUAUUUUAUUUUUUAUUUUUUUAGGAAAAAAAAAAUCAUCACAGCUCUUAACAUCUUUGCCCACUAUAUUCUCUGCUAAUGAACAUUCAGAUAAAUAAGGAUUUUGAGUCUUUUUGCUCAGAAAUUGCACUUUGGCACACGUACACAGACCACACUUAAUAAUGUUAGCUAGGUUGUGAGAAUACUGUUCUUUUCAAGUUUAUUUUGGUUUUCUUUUGAUUUGGUCAGUCAGUGUUCCCUAUAGGAUACUGUUACACAAGAGUGAGACUACACACACACACACACACACACACACACACACACACACACACACACACACACACACACAGAGCCCUAUAUAUAUUUAAAAAAAGAAAAUAUAUAUAUAUUGUUUUGUAUCUAUCUAUAAACGUAGAUAAUUAAUUUGGGGUUUUUGUGAAAGGAGUAUGCACUUAUUUUCAAAAAACUAUAGAAGAAAAUGAGGGAGACAAAACAUUACCAAAGGUGAAGCAUAUUAAUUCAUUACAUAAUCCAGAUAUAGGUGGCAUAAGAUGUAGCAAAAUUCAACAAUUAUGACAUUCUGUAGUAAAAACAAACAAAAAAAGUUUAAAUAAAUAAAUUCACCCAAAUUAGAAUAAUUACCUUUUAUGCUCUCCAUGUUGAAAAUAGUACUAUUAAUACCUCAUGUGCGCAAUCAGAUUUUUUUUUUCUUCUUUUCUUAUAAUUUUUAGGCUUUUAUUUUUAUUUUUUAAAUGGUAUUAUUUUUAGUGUUAUGUACAUGUAAUGCUGCAAUAGCUUUUGCUGCUAAAUCCAUGGUAUAAGAACCUAUACCAUCGUACUUUAUUCAGGCUAGGGUGUGGACGAGAAGAAGUAAGGGUGCCUGGUUCUGAGGCCGACAGGUUAGCGAGAGGUCACCACACUUAGUGGCUUUGGUGUUCCCCUCAGCUGCAUGGCCAUCCCAGUCAGGUCACUGCAUGCAACAGAACUGUAGUUAUCCAGUCUACUAUCCAACUUGACCCACUUUGCACACCGUAGGUGAACACCGAGCACGAACGUGGAGAGGAAAGAGGCCGGGUGUGGGAUCAAAGCUGCCGCCACUGAAACCCGAUUUCUUUGCUGAUCGUGUCAAAGUUGCAAGAGCAUGAUGAGAUGUCUAACCUGCAGUUAUGAGUUAAAAGGCCUAGAUGUAGGAUAGCCUUCAAACAAACUGUCUCUAAUAGGUGAAGAACAUUUUUCAGUGGUUGUUGAUAUAAUUGUGCAAUUUUUUAUACAGUAUAUAGUUAGGUUUGAGUAUGCCUAGAACUGUGAUUCGCUUUAACUGUUAUUGAUGUCUAACAAGUCCUGUGAAACUUCAUAAUCAGUGUAUACAGUACACACCAACAAGUACACAUAGUCUCUUCCCUGUUUGUCCCACACACACACACACACACACACACACACACACACACUUUUGUUAGUUCUCACUCACACGAUACAGAGAAAAGAAAGUCUGCUUGACUCUGAGAAAUGGCAGUUCUCUAACACACCCUCCCUAGCCCCCUAAAAAAGAAAAACACCAAAGAGCUCUCACAGUCUACAAUCAAACCACACAGCACUGUCACCUUCACUAGAAAUCUCAGUGUCGGGCCAUGUAACUUAUCCUGUUAAACUAACCUGACUAGCGAGGUGAUUAGAAGAAAAGAGAAUGCUGUGUCUUUAAAAAGAAACAAAAUAUCCUGUGAUGGGGAAGUGUGUGUGUUUGAGCUCCCUCAAAAGCCCACAUUGCACGCUCAAACCUUGUGGCAGUAGGGCAUUGGAUGCACAUUGCCAGAACCUUGUGUGCACGCAGCAUUUAUAUACCGAUUUUCCUGCAAAGCUUGAAGAAUAGAAACAACCUGCUAAUAAUGACGGUGGAUAUUUUUUAAAAUAAAAAUAGUUUAUUGUACGAACAUGUGAGCGGGUGGGUGCGAGGGUGGAUGGGGUGUGGCUUACAGAAAAUGCAAUGUAACGAAACCAAGUACUGGCUGCUGCGAUUGGAGGAAAAUCAAAAGUUUGAUAAGCGUGAACUGGGGGCUUAGCAACACUGGGCUAUUGAACACGUGGCAGGGGUCGGGAGAAUCCUAGUGACUCCUUCAACACACUGCGAGCAAGCUGUGUGUGUACCACCCUGUUCAGGCUUUGUGUGGUGGUUUUUCCUCAUGCUGAUAAACCCUAUAGCCCUAUGUCUUGCGUAUUUAGUCAUAAACUGUCAGCUCUAGGAUGGAACAUUUUUGUUCAUAGAAAAUGAUGUAAAAAACUUUAUUGAUGGGAAACUAUAAUGAGUAAUAAUGAGUAUCCGUAUGGAUGUGGAUUCUGGGUGGUUUUGUGAUGUUUCCUUCCCUGUCCAGGAGUGUUUUCUAUAUUUGUUCCUUUUUCUGUAAUGGACAUUUGUUAUGCACUACUCUUUAUAUCUGGAUGGUUAGCUAUCAGUCAGCUUUUUUGUUGUCGUUGAGAGAGGAAAAAAAAAAACAGAAACUGUGUGCUUUCUGACUGACAUGAUCUUUUGCAAUACCUCAAUUUUGAAAUAUAGGAGAGAAAUUGAUAUUUUCUAAGUAAGUUUAUUCAAAUACAAAAUAUAUAUUAAUUUAAAUUUGCAAAAAAAAUGAUUUAACAGAUGGUAAUUUUAUUUUUGUCAUGUUUGUUUGCUUUUAUUUUUAAUUUUAUUUUUUGAAAAAUAAAAAGUAAAAAAAGCAACUGAAGGAGCUAGAGCUUUAUAACUUUAAUAUAGUAAUAGUUAGCUGAAGUAUAGUCUAUCUUAAACUCGCGUAAGAGGCGUAGUUUCCCUGCCCUCGUGACAUGACAGUGUUAAAAAUCAGUUCUCAUGAAUCCCACCCCCUACCGAAAAAGAAAAAUUAAUAAAAUCAAACGUUCAUUAGGUGCUGAGAGUCAACUAAAGAUACUUCCCUUUUUGUAUGUUUAUAAUCAAUCAUUUAUUAUGCUGACCAGUGAAAUGAAUCUUUUUUUUUUAAGAACUUUUUUAUGUUUAAGUGUUCCCCAUUUGUUUUGUAAAAGCAAAAUUCCCUAAUUGUUAAUCUAACAUAGUUUAAGCUAAAGUGAUUUGUGAGGGUUCUUGUAAAAUGAAUAGAAAGAGAGAAGAGUGUUAUUUUUUAAAAAGAAAGAUGCUAAAUGUAUCACCUGUAACUUGAUGGAAAGUCCCCAAGGUACAUCAGUGGUAUGGUGGCCUUCUCUUCACCUAAGACUUGAAUUAGUCCCAUUUUUUAAGGCUGUAACCUCGAUUCUUUGUUGUAAUGUGCAAUACUGUUUGUACUGUUUGUAAAAAAGAAAAAAAAGAAAAGAAAAAGGCACAAAUCUUUAUUGCAGAUUUAUUUUCAUUGCAAGCAUUGUGAUUCACUAAAAUCAUUUUCUACUGUGUAUUUACCUACUCUACAUGCUAGUAUACCUUCCAGUGGUAAUGUAGCCUUUGUACUGAGAAAUUUUUUCAUUAUUUUUAGAGAUUUUUGCAAAAAAAGAGAGGAAUUUAAAACAUUUACAUAUUUUUUUUUUUUUUAUUUCAUAUUUCUUUACAAACUUAUUUCUCAACCAUUAAUAUUAGCUAUUUCUGGGGGAGACUUUCAUAUCUGGUCAAUGUCAUUAAUAUUAUUUUGUAUUUUUACUUGGAAUAAAUUAAUUUUAUGAUGCUAAUUCUUAAAAAAAAAACUUUUUUUUUUUUUUUUUUGUUCAUUUUAUGAAGCUGAAAACCUUUGUAAUGUUACUAAAGUGUCUAGACCUUUUUUGAAACGCAGAGCUUUGUGUUAACUUGCUGAUGUUGCUCACAUUAGCGUGACUGAUCCAAAGUCAGCAGUGGGGAGAAAAACAGUCAAAGAAUGAAAAGGAUGCACGGUAACGUAAAGUGACUGGCCAUGUACUGAGUGAAUGGGCAAUAAAACAGAACGACAGAAAGGGGCAAACUUAUCUGAGGUGAAUGUUGUAAAGCAACGGGAGCUGGAUAGUACUAUAAUCACUUCUACUUUAACUGCUUCCACUUUCACCUCACUUCUGCAGCCAAAGGGGAUGUCACAAGACCUUUCUGGAAGCGUUUCCCAUCUUGUUAACCCACAAAUGCUCAGUGCAGACGCUUUUAACAUCCAUAGCAGCAUGGGCUAGACCAAGGCCAGCAAAAUGCUAUAUACCCUUGCAUGAACGGGCUACACCGUUGCGGAUGCGUAGUUGUGUUGUGGGCUCGUGUUAAGUGAUUACGGAUCACAGCUCUGAUGACUGGCCUGCCCACGACCGUGUUGCAGCAUUACUCCAUUUGUUCAGAGCUUUAGGCAGUGUUCCAGCAGUGGCGAUGUGCUAACCCCUUUGGUGCCAAGGUCAAAAUCAGUAGGAAUGUUCCUUUGAGCUUGCCCUUUUUUGUAUGGUUUGGUCUUUCACCAAUCCUGAACUUGUGCACCAACCUGCAGCUGUCCUCCUUUUAGGUUUUUUUUUUUUUUUUUUUUUUUUUUUUUUUUGCUCAUACCAUUAUUUUUUCAUGACUAUCACACUGCAACCGUUUUUGUACGCCAUGUAAUAAAAUGACCUUACUGUUAUAAUUGAUAGGGUCACUAAACAGUUGGUAGGGGAGAAGAACAGGACAAGAGCCGUGUGGUGAUGGCUGUUUGACAUAAUCGCUGUAGAUGUCUAUAUAUUUCGUGUAACACUAGAUCCGAGUAGUAUUUACUCAUCUGUGCUUCAUGGUCAUUCUCUGUGGGUAAACUUAUAGCCCACCCAAUCAUGUUGUGAUUUCCAAAAAAAGCUAAUUAAUAUUAAUAUAUAUAAAUAUAUAUAUAUAUAAAUAAAAAUAAAUUGAUUUUCUUUUUCUAAUUUGUUUUAAUUUAUAAAUAAUGACAGGUUCCAUCAUGACAAGGUUUUGGGAUUGUUGACUUGAACCUAUGCUUGUCUAAUGUUGUAGUUUAACUGUGAUUAAAAAAACAAAAACAACAACAAAAAAAAAAAAA
This is a messenger RNA of Electrophorus electricus (electric eel), 7287 nucleotides long. NCBI's taxonomy places the organism in Eukaryota, Metazoa, Chordata, Actinopteri, Gymnotiformes, Gymnotidae. The record is from RefSeq and is a predicted model, not a curated record.